AUGAUGGCUAACUCGAAGUAUGCAUCAACGCGGGAAACCACCAACCUUGCUCGUGUAGCCCGCAUUAUAUUGGGUCCUUGUACUGAUGUUCUCUGUGAUGUUCUCAAGAAAGAGAUUCCCCCGUCAACACUGUCACAGAUGUUUACGGCAUAUUUAGCUAAUUUACCUAAACGAAAACAACCUCCAAUUACCAAAGAACAAGAAAGGAUCAUACUCAAUGGAAACUACUCAGACUUUGAUAUAACUUUAUUCUAUUUUCUGUUGCGGAAUAUAUCCAACCUUCCACCUCAUGCAAAACAAUGGGGAAAUGAACCAAUCCUAUGUGACAGGAGUGUGUCAGCAAACAUUGAAAGAAUUCGAUUGAUAAGAAACAAGUACGGGCAUUGUAGAGAUAUAUCAAUUUCCGACACCGAUUUCAAUAAGAAAGUUCUAGAAAUUUCCAGCAUUAUUCAGGAUUUGGAAAAGUACCUACGCAUAUCAACCAUUUAUCAGAACGCAGUUGUUAAGAUCACAAAAUGCUCUAUGGAUCCUGAACAGGAAUCUAAAUACAUCAAAGAGUUGCAGAAUUUGGAUACAAAAAUUCAUGAUAUUUCAGAGAGAACAAAAAGAAUUGAAAAAAGAUGUGUUCCCGAGAAUGUAAAAGCUUUAUAUGAAAGGGAUAUUUCAAAGUGGAAAGAGGAUGACAGAGUGUUUUUAGAAACCCACAACUUCCCAGUGAUGCUAGAGCAAGUCAGAUCACAACCAUACGUAACGUUUGUCGGUGUUCCAGGCUCCGGUAAAACGGCAACAGCCCGUCAUAUUGCUCUAAUACUGCAAAAGGAAGGGUAUGAAAUUUUUCCAAUCAAGGAAAUAAACAAGAUUGAAGAUUAUAGUAACCAAAACAUUCCACAGGUGUUUGUAAUCGAUGAUGUCCUUGGAGUUUUUGGAGUAAACGAACACGAACUUCAUAUGAUUAAUAAAUACAGCGAAAGACUUAAAGAUCCAAUCAAUCGAAAAACGAAAACCCUUGUGACGUGUCGUGAGGCAGUUUUUAGAAAUGAAUUGGUAUCCGACUGUGUUCUGGUUAAAGGAAAGAAUACGGUUCUUUUACAAAGUAAAGAAAACACAUUAAACGAUGACGACAAACAAGAAUUACUUGAAAAAUAUUCUUUAGAUAGAGAUUUUUUGACCUCGGACAAUUUGGCAUCAUCCUCAAGCAUGUUCCCUCUUUUAUGUAAACUCUUUUCAAGCGAACCGAAGUUGAAAGUUUAUGGAAAUUCUUUUUUCAUAUCACCUAUUGAAUGUAUCCUGAAGGAAUUGGACUCACUGAGAAUACAUAACAAGCACCAGUAUGUCUCGUUAGUUUUACUUAUGGCUAAUAAAAACAAACUGUCAGAAAAAAUGUUAGAUAAUGGCAAUAAUGCAGCUAAGGAGACAAUGGAAGACAAUUCGUUUGCUGAGAUGAAAUGCAGCAUUCUAAGAACAUGUAAAGUGCCAUCUACAACAGAUAACUUUCAAUUGAUCAAUGCCUUGUCAGAAAUGAAGGGAACCUACACAAAGAAAAAUGACGAUGAAUUUACUUUUAUUCACGACUCCAUGUUUGAAAUUAUCGCAUAUCAUUUUGGUCGUAAAUAUCCAGAACUGAUUUUGCAAUACGCGAGUAGUAAGUACAUUGCUAGUUAUGUCAAACUAGAUAAAGAUAACUCUAGAAAAAGGAAAAGAGAGGAAGAAUGCGAAGAAGAUAAAGAAAGUGAAGAUAAAAAACGCAUCCAAACAAGUCAUGAAAGUGAGACUAUCAUCGACUUAAGUAUAAAACUGCAUGAGCCCCAAUAUUCAAUGCUAGCUGAUCGUCUGUUCAAAGACGUAUAUAAUGGCGAAUUUUAUGACGUGUUCGGUAACGAAGCUUUGAAAACUCCAUCUGUGUUCCAAAAGUUCAUUGCAUUAUUGAACAAGAAGUCGUAUAAUGAUUUAUACACUUUACUUAUAUCUGAGCUAAACAACGCCUCUGAAGUAGAUACAUGGAACUAUGAACCUAAAAAAUAUGGUGAUGAGGAAAAGAAACACACAAGAUUGGGCAUGUUUGAAUAUGAUUUUCUUAUAAAUGAUACAAUCAUCGAACGUAGGCAUGGCAGAUUAUAUCCUUAUAUGAGCUGUCUCAAGGGAAUACAAUGGGUUAUUAUUUUUGGACAUUAUAAAAUUCUUCAGUAUAUUUUAGAUCAAAUGAUUCAAACAAAUGGAAACAUUAUUGACCUGUUUCUCAGUCGCUACAAUGAAGACCACCAAAGUUAUUCAUUUAUAAACCAGACAAACAUUGAUAAUAACGUUAACAGUAGUUGCAGUGACCAAGAUGAUGAUGAAGCUAGUUUUAUAGAUAGUGACUCAAAUAGUGACAUAAUUUGUGACACGUAUGAUGAACCAUUUUUUGUUGAGCAAUGUCGCCUGCUUUGUCUCGGUUGUUAUUCUGGCGAUCUUGAUACUGUGCAAAUAUUACUCAAACAUGUCAAUACAGACGCUCUCAAUAACAGGGUUUGGCCUUCAGGCAUGGUAUACUUUGAAAAAAAUCCAUUAAUUAUUGCUUGCAAAUAUGGAUAUCUAGAUAUUGUCAUGGCACUGUUAGAAGCUGGAGCUAAUAUCAAUAUGUGCGUUGACUUUGAAACACCUUUAAUAGCUGCGUGUGAAAAUGGACAGCAAAGCACAGUAAGAGAAUUAUUGAAAUCGGGUGCUAGUGUCAAUAAAAAAAGUGUUUUAAUUUCACCAUUACAGUCUGCAUGUCAGGAAGGACACGCACUUAUAGUUGAAGAGCUGAUAAAAGCAGGAGCUGAUAUCAAUCUGAACGCCCCCAUAAUAAAUGCUUGCAAAGAAAAUCAUUUGUGCAUUGUUGAAAAAUUGAUAACAACAGGUGUUGAUCUCAAUAUUUCUUUGAACUCUGAAUCACCACUAUUAGCUGCAUGUAAAAAGGGGCAUUUUAGCAUAGUCAAAGAGCUGUUAUCAGCGGGGGUUGAGGUAAAUAAAAAACAUGAAGGGAAAACACCGCUUAUUGCUGCAUGUGAUGGCGGUUAUUUUGAUAUUUUGAAAUUGCUGAUUAAAGCAGGUGCUCAGAUCGAUCCAAAUGAUAAAGAUAAAACUACACUUAACUUUCCCUGUUAUUGGAGCCAUUUGAGUAUAACCAAAAGGUUAAUCGAAAUGGAGUCAAAAGUCGAUCUGAAUAACACAAACGAAAGAUCAUUUAUAGUUGAGUGUUUUCGUGGACAUUUAGAAGAUGUUAAAGAAAUGAUCAAACGUGGGGCUGCUGUCAAUAUCACGGAAGAAGAUAAAACACCGCUUAUAGUUGCCUGCUACAAAGCUCAUAUUCACGUAGUUAAUGAACUGAUAGAAGCGGGUGCCGAUGUCAAUAUAUGCAAUGAAUUUAUUUCACCUCUGCAAGUUGCCUGUUAUGAAGGACAUUUGAAUAUAGUCAAAGAAUUUAAGAAAGCAAAGUUUGACGGCUAUGAAAUUUCCAAUGUUGGAAACGCUUUAAUGGGUGCAUGCUUUUUUGGACAUAUGGGUGUAGUUAAAGAAUUAAUUGAAUGUCAAGUUGACGUCAAUCAGAUACAUAGAAACGAAACUCCGCUAUCAACUACAAGUUAUAUGGGACAUUUAAACAUUUUGAAAGAGUUGAUAAAAGCAGGGGCUGAUGUCAAUCUUAGCAACGGAAAUGGGACACCUCUGAUAUUUGCAAGCUAUCGUGGACAUAUCGAUAUAGUCGAAGAGUUAAUAAAAGAGGGGGCUGAUGUCAAUCAAAAAGAUUGCAACAAAUCACCCUUAACAGCUGCAUGUGAGGGAAGACAUAUACGUGUGAUCGAAGCGUUGGUAAUUGCGGGGGCUAAUGUCAAUCAAAGCGAUGGAUAUAAAACACCUCUAGCAGCUGCAUGUCAAGAAAAUGUUUCUUUGGUGAUUAAAAAGUUAAUAAAUCCCGAUACUGAUGUCAAUUCCUGCGUUAAUAACAAAACGCCACUAACAAUGGCAUGUGAAAGAGGCCAUGCCUUUGUGGUCGCAGAGUUGAUUGGUGCUGGGGCGGAUUUUAAUCAAAGCGACGGAAAUAAAACACCAUUAACAGCGGCAUGUGAACAAGGACAUUUGCUUGUGGUCUUAUUUUUGAUAAAUAGUGGGGUUGAUGUCAACCAAAGUGAUGGAAGCAAAACACCACUAACAUCAGCAUGUGAGUUAGGAGAUUUGGACAUAGUCAAAAUGCUGAUAAAAGCGGGUGCUGAUGUCAACCAAGGCGACGGAAACAAAGCACCACUGACAGCUGCGUGUGAUGGAGAUAAUUGGGAUGUGAUCAAAGAGUUGAUGAAGGCGGACGUUGAUGUCAAUCAAAGGGAUGAAAACAAAAAACCACUAACAGCUGAACGUGCUAUCAAUUGUUCAUUCAGAUUUGACCUUGACAAUUUAACCUUUGAUGGUUAAUAUAAAAAUUAAAGUGACAAAGAAAAACCAUGUCCAUGUUAGUGAAAUUAAGUUGCAAUGAUUGAAUUUAUAUACUCGAGAAAUUUAAUCCAAAUAUUCAAUAAAACAAAUAUGUCAGAAUAUUUGCAA
Magallana angulata is the source of this 4554-nucleotide messenger RNA. RefSeq lists its product as uncharacterized. The record is from RefSeq and is a predicted model, not a curated record. Gene Ontology annotation, molecular function: protein binding. The transcript is spliced from 3 exons. NCBI's taxonomy places the organism in Eukaryota, Metazoa, Mollusca, Bivalvia, Ostreida, Ostreidae. The coding region runs from base 1 to 4425 and encodes 1474 amino acids.